This is a messenger RNA of Panicum virgatum (switchgrass), 672 nucleotides long. RefSeq names its product ascorbate-specific transmembrane electron transporter 2-like. Bases 1 to 672 code for a protein of 223 amino acids. Lineage: Eukaryota; Viridiplantae; Streptophyta; Magnoliopsida; Poales; Poaceae. Gene Ontology annotation, molecular function: oxidoreductase activity. The transcript is spliced from 4 exons. The record is from RefSeq and is a predicted model, not a curated record.
AUGCCAGUGAAGAGCAGCGCCAGCUUCCGGAUGACUGCGGUGCCGAUGGUGGUGGCAGCGCAGCUGCUGGCGGCCGCCGUGCUUGCGCUCGCGCUCGUUUGGGCGCUGCACUUCCGUGGCGGCGUCUCGUGGGAGCGGACAUCCAACCCUCUCCUCGUCUACACGGCACACCCUCUGUUCAUGGUGAUUGGCUUCGUCAUCUGCACUGGACAAGCGGUCAUGGCGUACAGGAUCGUGCUUGGGCCGAGGCCGGCCAAGAAGGUGGUGCACCUGCUGCUGCAUCUCGUAGCAAUGGCCUUUGCCGCCGUCGGCCUCUACGCCGCCUUCAAGUACCACCAUGACACUGGCCUCCCUGAUCUCCACUCCCUGCAUUCUUGGAUCGGGAUUGCCACAAUAGCGCUCUAUGCUCUUCAGUGGCUGGUGGCAUUCGUGUGCUUUUUGUUCCCUGGGGCUGCGAUGACAAUGAGGGCAGACUACGCACCAUGGCACAUCUUCUUUGGCAUUGUCAUCUUCCUCAUGGCCAUUCUCACCACUGAGACCGGCUUGGCAAAGUUCGUCUUCCCCUUCAAUGACUACCCGAGCGAAGCAUUCGUCAUCAACUUCACCGGGCUUGCCAUCCUCAUGUUUGGUGUGGUUGUCAUCUUAGCUGUCAUCCUUCCAUCAAGAUACUAG